AUGAGGACAUCCGUGAUGUUGCGGGCGCUUGUUCUGGCUCUCUGUCUCGGUCUCACCACCGCGAAGGCGUCCCCAGGGGUGUGCGUCAACCACCAGGGCGUCCCGUCGUUCGCGCUCGCGGGCAAGCCUCCCGCGAAGGGCAAGGGCCUGACGUUCUGCGAGGAGUACCGCGAGGAGACGUGCUGCGACGCCAAGACGACGGACAACGUUCGACGUGUCGCGGCGCACAUGCAGCUCGGAGGGUUCAAGAUCCAAUGCCGCGAGGCGUGGACGCAGCUCGAGUGCUCCAUAUGCGAUCCCCGCGCGGGUAUCACGUCGAAGACCAAGGUGUGCGCGCAUCAGUGCGAUGCCAUAUACCGCGCGUGCAAGGACGAUUAUUUCACCGAGGACAAGCUGCAGCGGCUCACGCCGUGCAGGUCAAGCGACACCAUCUGCACCAAGCUGAGCGAGUGGGCGGACGACAUGGGCGGCGGGCAGAUGUGCGAGGACGCGGGGUACGAGGUUGUAUCCGCGGGUAAAUCCAAGGCGGAUGGCGGUUGGUGCUUCGACGGCUCGAACGUACCCAAAGCCGGCGCCUCGCAGAGGGAAGGGCAGCUUCGCUGGGGAGAUUGCCAAAAGCGGGUUUUACCUCGUAGUCGCGGCAGUCUUAGUCCUGGGGUACUACGCUAUGAGGGCGUACGCCGGGAAUAG
Molecule: messenger RNA, 690 nt
Organism: Micromonas commoda
Lineage: Eukaryota; Viridiplantae; Chlorophyta; Mamiellophyceae; Mamiellales; Mamiellaceae
Exons: 3
Coding region: 1-690 (229 amino acids)
Source: RefSeq, a predicted model, not a curated record